AUGGCGACGGAGAGACUUAACCGAGCACAAAGUGAUACAUUGCUUGCAUCGGAAGUCAUUGACGAUACUAGCGCUGCCAGAAUGGAGACUGUAGUGUCGUCGCCUACCGGACAUGAGGAUGCGAUCGAUGCCUCGACAGGUGAAGCGCUGUUUGAGCUCUCAAGUUACACGGGUGGGGCACCACUUCCUCCUAUGGUAAACAGCGAUAUGGAACUUGCAGUGUCGUCUACGACCAACGCAUCCCACGACCUCUUUGAUCAUGAUUCUAUAGAUAAGAGCUCAAUCGGGGAGGAGAAAAAGAUGGGUCGACCCAGUCACCCAGCGUGGCAAUAUUUUACGAGAGGAGAAAAGCGUAAUCGCUUUCACUACAACGCGUAUUGUAAGUUUUGCCAUGAGAACGGAGUUAAGUCCGUUGUAGUGCGUGGAGUAUCAGGCAACAUGAUCCGACACCUGCAAGAAUGCAUGUACUGCCCUGCUGAGGUGGUCACACAGUUGAAGUUGUUAUGUGCACAGAAGGAUGCCGCAAAUUUUAACAAGAGACAUCAGACACAGAAUCGAGGCGCCAAUAUGUCGCUCCAGGGAUCCCUCCCAGCGUCGAAAAAGGCGCGAUAUAUUGCAAAUCCAGAAGGGUCUAUGCGAGAUUCAAUGGCAACCGCUGCUAAGGUCAGUGUUAUACAGGAUACAAGUGCAUCUGAGGACUCCAUGCCUUUCCAGCCACCAUUAACGUCCUCCAGUAUGAACGGAGAAUUAACGACUGUCACAUCUUCAUCAAAUUCGCUGAGCUUUAAUGACGAUCAUUCUUCAUUAGGUAACGAGGAGAUAUUUGCUAAGUCUCGACUCGGCAAUGUUACGAAAAACCCUGAUGAAUAUUUUGCCUGUCAAGCAGAUGAUGCGAACGAUCAUCAUUUAAGUCAAGAAGUUUAUAGCACCGGCAACUUCAAUCAGCUGGUGGCCUCGUCAACGCUUCUGACCGGCCUACCGUGGGAUUGGGUCUGGACAGAACAGUCUGCUUCAAUUUUUGGAGAAAACUAUUCGAGACUGCAAUUGCCAAGCGCAGAAGUGCUGUCAGCAAUGGUAAAUGUAUCACGUGAAGAACAGAUUAUCAAGAUGAGAGGAGAAAAAGUUGGGGUCACACUUGCUGUGAGCUGGUUUGCGGCGUCGUUCCCAAAGUCGAGUUUUGUUCUGCUCUCUCUUGUCAACGCCCUCGGCGAAGCGACGACUUGGGAACUCAUUGAAAUGGGAAUUGGCGACAUUGCGCCUGGCACCGUAGCUGAUAAAAUAAAGUGCAAUUUGGUGGAUUUGCGGAAAAGCGGUAUAUGGGUGAUCAACAUUGUGACCGAUACGAGUCUAACAUACGAGGCUUCUCGACUUGCUGUCACUUCGUACAAUCAAACUUUAGCGAUUCCAGUUAUACCAUGCUUCUCCCACACAUUACAGAUGUUGUUGGGUGUCGUCCUCACAGGUUCCGACAGCUCUAUGCAAACUUUUGGAAAAGUAGUUGACAUUGUUCAAAUGUUCUCGAGUAAUCGCGUGCUAAACGUGCUUCGACGUGAGUGUGGCGAUCUGGAUGCAGUUUUGCAUGGACCUACAUCUCACAACUGGUAUUCUUUUAUUGAGUCUAUAAAUUCUGUCCGACAGUAUGGAGAUAUGAUUAAAAUGAUAUCAUCAAAGGUGGUUCAGGCGUCUUUGGACCUGAGAAAUUCGGCCCAUGGAUCCUUACGCAAAACAGUGGCAAAAAAUUUACGCAAGGAUAGCGCCGGAAACUCUAUAGAUGAGCUGGCGGAGUGUAGACUUUCAGGUGCUGUGUUACAAUCUAUCCAGAACGAAGAGUUUUGGGAAAGCAUUGGGGCAUUAAGUGAGCUCAUCACACCAAUCAAGGAGACUUACAAAAUAAUGAGUAGCACCCCCACAACUCCAUUUUAUUUGUCGGAUGUCCUUUAUCAAUUUGGUAGAAUGCAUCAACAGUAUAAACUUAUAUUAUCUGACUGGGAAAGCCGUUCAAGUGGAGGACGAUCUGUCGAACAAGUUCGCUGUUUACUUCGGACACUCGAUGAUAUGUGGAGGCUCUAUGACCAAUCACUGAUGUUUUUAGGAUACACAUUCGAUUUUCGUCUGCAAUCCCGAUAUCUAGCCCGCCAUCAAUCAUCACUUCAGUGGCUCUCAAUUGGAAGAUCAGCAAAGCAGUACUUCCGGGACUGGUUUUGUGCGAUGUCACCAACACAGAAUCUAUCGCGCCUGCGUGCUUUAAGUGAUGAAGCUGUUGGCCAUUUUAUGGAAGACCUUUUGGCAUUUAAAGAACGCAAGCACCCGUUCGAUUCCGAAAUGUUGCGCGAAUAUGACAACCCGAAGUAUUUUUAUAUGCUUGUCUCCGACUCGCAUCCCAUCUUACACAUGUUUUGCUCUCGGCUAUUUAGCAUCGUGACUAGUACGCCGUUCUUAGGUGACGUAAUCCCCGGAAAGUGCUUUCUCCCAUCCACAUCUUUUGCAAGAUGUUCGCAGCAUACUUUGCUGCCUCUACUGCAAAUGAAAUUACUGUCCCAAACAACAUUGCGGUUAUCAAAGGAUUUGUUUGAGAGCAUUCAUGGCAGAAAAUCAAAUCAUGUAACCGCAAACUUAGAAGGUGAUGAUCCACAUUCGCACUUUACAGAGUUUACGUCAGAGGAAGCAAGAUCUUCGCUUUUUCAAAGCUCGGAUUCAGCUGAACAAACACCAACGAAUGAAGCUGACGACGAUACUUUUUCACAGAGUCGUAUCUGGAGUAUGAAUCAAUGGGAGGUGAUAGCAAGAGAGUGGAAUGCACAUUGGAAAAGAGAGAUCGAAUCAUGCAAACAGCUAUACUCGUCAGGCGCUCUUAAUUUGACCUCUACAAACUUAACACUCGAUCAAAUUUUUGUUGAAGCUUUACCAUCCCGAGUUCCUCACGAUCAAGAAGAUGCUGUCGUGGACGUGUAA
Molecule: messenger RNA, 2952 nt
Organism: Plasmopara halstedii
Lineage: Eukaryota; Oomycota; Peronosporomycetes; Peronosporales; Peronosporaceae
Product: Zinc finger, BED-type predicted
Exons: 1
Coding region: 1-2952 (983 amino acids)
Molecular function (GO): DNA binding
Source: RefSeq, a predicted model, not a curated record